Brassica napus (rape) is the source of this 2045-nucleotide messenger RNA. Its product is annotated as protein WUSCHEL. The transcript has 3 exons. Lineage: Eukaryota; Viridiplantae; Streptophyta; Magnoliopsida; Brassicales; Brassicaceae. Bases 884 to 1819 code for a protein of 311 amino acids. Gene Ontology annotation, biological process: plant organ development. Gene Ontology annotation, molecular function: DNA-binding transcription factor activity; DNA binding. The record is from RefSeq and is a predicted model, not a curated record.
ACUUAAAGCUGGUGAAGUAAUAAUUAGAAGAGGCAGAGACAUUGAAAAAAAGAAAGAAUUGAGUUUGUUUUUCGUCUAUGUAAAUACCGAUGAUGCCCUUACCUUUCUAAUUUCCUCACUUGUCCCUUUCCUUUUUCAUGUUUAUUUCUAACUUCUUUGUCCCUUUCAAUCCUUCUCCACCAGAUAUCCUCUGAUUCGAUCCCUACAAUAUUUAUAAAACAAGCAUUUAUUUUCACUAAAUCAAUUAAAUUCCCCAAGAGUAGUUCCAGUUCUUUUAUUAUAUAAAUAAUAUAAUUAAUUCCUUACAAAUAAUACGAGAAAAUACAAAAUUCUAACUACACACCUUCAGCUUAUCCUGCUUAAUAGUACUAAGUAAUUAACUCUGAUCAUGAUGAUCAAAGUAAUGUUUAGUAAAUAAAAAAAACUAUUUAUUAAACAAUCUUCCUUCUAAAUAUAAAAUUUUAUUCGAACUUUAAUCCAAAUGAACAUAUUCUGUCAUCUACUCACUUUUGUAUCACACUUUUUUCUUACAUAUACAAAAAUUUCUAGGUCAUAUAUGUUAGUGAUAGAAAAUCUUAUAUAGUCACCAAUUUUUCAUUAUACCAUAUUAAUACUUGAAUAACUGAUUUUAGUGUGAGAAAUCAAAUCUUCAAGCUUAAAAGAAUAAUAUCGAAUAACUGGUUUUCCAAAUUUUGCAGAGCUUCUACUGGGUCCCCAUCUGUGUAUAUAUAACUCAACACCUUCCACACUAUUUUCUAUAUCUCCCCCACAUACAAAACCUAAAAUCUCUUUUGCUUAAGUUCUUUAAUUGGUAAAGUAAAAAUUCACUCUCUCUCUCUAGAUCACUGUCUUCUUCCGAUCUAUUCUUCAUCUUGAUCUUGAAAUGGAGCAACCGCAACAUCAUCACCAUCACCAUCAACAAACCGACCAAGAGAGCGGUAACAACAAUAAGUCCGGCUCUGGUUGUUACCCAUGUCGCCAAACGAGCACAAGAUGGACACCAACGACGGAGCAGAUCAGAAUCCUCAAAGAUCUCUACUACAACAGCGGAGUUCGGUCACCAACAGCCGACCAGAUCCAGAAGAUCUCUGCACGGCUGAGACAGUACGGAAAGAUCGAGGGUAAGAACGUCUUUUACUGGUUCCAGAACCAUAAGGCUCGUGAGCGACAGAAGAAGAGAUUCAACGGCACAACCAUGACCACACCAACAACUUCAUCCCCCAACUCGGUUAUGAUGGCCAACGACCAUUAUCAUCAUAACCAUCAUCCUCUUCUUCAGCACCAUCAUCAUGGUGUUACCAUGCAUAGGCCUGCUUCGGUCAAUAUUAAGCUUGACCAAGAAAAUCAUCUCCUUCAUCAGAACAUAUCUUAUCCCAACUUUCAUAACGGGAAUUUAAAUCAUGCAAGUUCAGGCACUGAAUAUGGUGCUCUUAAUGCUUCUUCUAAUGGCUACAUGAGUAGCCAUCUCUAUGGAUCUACGGAACACGACUAUUCAGUGAGCUACAACAACGUAAGUGGAGGAUGGACAAACAUGGAUCAUAAUCAUCAUUACUCAGCUCCAGCUUACAACUUCUUCGAUAGACCAAAGCCUCUGUCUGGACUGGAAGAUCAUGAAGAAGAAGAAUAUGGUGGCGAUGCUUAUCUGGAACAUAGACGUACACUUUCUCUCUUCCCUAUGCACUGUGAGGAUAACAUCAACGGCGGUGGUGGUGCCUUUUUGAAGUACGGACAAUCGGACGGUCGUGAUUAUUAUGGUAGAGGCUCUUGUGCUUCUCUCAAGUUAUGUUUAAACUCCUACGCAGGCGUCUCACCGGAUUAAACUCCCUUUCGCCAUCUUUAUCUCUCUCUCUUAUGUUUCGCUGCUGACUAAUGAUGCAAUAAUAAUCAUCUAAUAAUGGUAUAUCUCGUACGUAGUUAAUUUAGUUAUUUGUAAUUACUAAUAUCGUCUCUCCCGGUUAAGCUUUCAUUGAGUGCGUUUUUCUCCUUUUCUUUUUAAUGUAAGACGUUAAACUUUUAUUACUAUGAACCUGGAGUCUAUUUCAAUA